AACUGCCAUGCAUAUAAUAGUCCCGACAUUAUCCAAGCACCAGGAGAUGUUAUAUCACCAACGCAAGCAGCCCAGCCCAUUAACGGUGUGAUCCACCUCAGCUGAUUCGAAAUCCCCAUUACGUGCCAAUUCAUAGAAAUGACGAGCAGAGGAUAGAAACGGUGCAAUUGCAGGUGAACGCCGCUGUUUUACCGACACGAAAUUCGGAGUUGAGCCUCGAUGCUAUCGUUGGUGAUUAGAUCAGUGGUGCAGUUGUUUACAUAUUGAUAUACGCAUCGAAGAUAGAGAAGAAAGACGGGACGUGGCGAGACGUGGCAAGGAGCCUGGAGGAAACGGAGAACAACGGAGACGGAGACGAAGACGAAGACGAAGACGAAGACGAAGAAAGGAAAGAAGAAUGAUAAGGUUAUAUCAGUGUAUGUUCCAUCAUGGUUAAUAGCUUUUCGUUUUAAUCAGAGUAUCGUUGAUAUUGCAGAGAAAAGAUCGCAAAGAAUUAAGUGUAAAGGAAGAAUUAGAUGGGAUUAUUAAAUAACGGCAGACCAGAUCGAUCGGUAUGUCGUUGAAAGAUCAAAAUGUGAUGUUUGCACGAGUUGGUUCCGCCCUCUUUUAUGGGUUAUCAUCGUUUAUGAUUACGGUCGUAAAUAAGACGGUCUUGACAUCGUUCGAAUUCCCGUCGUUUCAAGUACUUGGUAUAGGACAAAUGUUGGCUACCAUUGCGUUGCUGUUCGCUGCGAAAAAGUUACGCUACGUCGAAUUUCCUAACCUAGAAGCGACAACGUUCGUCAAGAUAUGGCCAUUACCGGUGAUCUACAUCGGUAACAUGAUCUUUGGAUUAGGUGGCACCAAGCAGCUGAGCCUUCCAAUGUUUACGGCGCUUAGACGAUUCAGUAUUUUGAUGACGAUGAUCGCCGAAUAUUACGUUCUCGCAGCAAGGCCGCGCCUCUCCGUACAGCUGAGCGUCUACACGAUGAUCAUCGGGGCAAUAGUGGCAGCAUUGAACGAUCUCGCAUUCAGUUUCAAAGGCUAUGUCUUUAUCCUGCUCAACGACUUUUUCACCGCGGUUAAUGGUGUCUACAUGAAGAAAAAAUUGGACAACAAGGAACUAGGAAAAUACGGACUCAUGUACUAUAAUUCGUUGUUUAUGAUCGUUCCGGCGAUCGUGUUAGCUUGCUCGAUGGGAGACGCACGUUCCGUACUGGAAUUUCCAUAUUGGUGCAACGUUUUCUUUCUCGUACAAUUUGGACUUUCGUGCGUGAUGGGGUUUGUGCUGUCCUACAGCAUGAUCCUUUGUACCCUUUACAACUCUGCGUUGACCACAACCAUUAUUGGAUGUUUAAAAAACAUAUGCGUUACCUAUCUCGGAAUGGUUAUCGGCGGCGAUUAUAUAUUUACGUGGCUAAAUUUCUUAGGAUUAAAUUUGAGCGUUGUCGGUAGUUUGGUUUACACUUGGGUGACGUUCCGCAGAAGAGAGCCCGUAGAACCAAAGUAUUCUCCGCUUGCCGAGGAUCAAGCGUCAAAAGUUUUAGCUGUAUGAUCUGAUAUCCUAGUGCGUUCAAAACGCAAUUCGCGAUGCACCUUACCUCCUCUCUUUCAGUUCACUCGGCGACGAAUGCGGUACUCGUUCUGUUCUGUUCUGUUCUUUUCUUUUAUUUUCUUUUAUUUUCUUUUCUCUCUUUGGGUCAGCUCGGAAAAAAGGGACGAGCAGCGUGUACGACAGCAUCGACGCGAGUGGCAUCGUACCAAAGCAAACGAAUCUCUCUCUCGUUACCGAACAGAUAAACGUGUAUGUACACGGUUAUUAUAGUGCCAUAACGUAUUUGUUAAAUGGACAACGUGUUCCUUUGUAAAAUAAAACUUGUACAUACAUAUAUAUAUAUGUAGACGAAGAGAUUUUUAAAAGGUGUACAUACAUAAGGAGUGUUAGCGAAAGAAAGAAAGAAAUAAAGAAAUAAAU
Molecule: messenger RNA, 1954 nt
Organism: Osmia bicornis bicornis
Lineage: Eukaryota; Metazoa; Arthropoda; Insecta; Hymenoptera; Megachilidae
Product: UDP-sugar transporter UST74c
Exons: 3
Coding region: 554-1534 (326 amino acids)
Cellular component (GO): Golgi apparatus
Molecular function (GO): GDP-fucose transmembrane transporter activity; antiporter activity
Source: RefSeq, a predicted model, not a curated record